GUUAUUCUUUUGGGGACAGCCAGGCCACUCCAGAUGGUGUGUUAGUGUUGGACAUAGCUUUGGAGAAACUUCAACAGACGAAGGCUGUAAUGUCAGGAUUUUGCUGUGCGUCGUCCCCCUUCCCCCCCUGCAGUUCCCAGGGUAGGAAGGUGCUGAGAUGGAAGCCGAGGGACGCCCGCCCACCUGCCACCACCUGUUCCUUCCUUCAGCCCUCUGCUAUAAAUUCUCCUCCUUCAAAGAUUCAUCCAGCACUCUCCGACAGCUACUGCGGAAAAAGCGCUCCUUCCCUAUCUGAGCUUCGGGAAAGAUUUCAUCUUCCUGAAAAGAAGUCUCAGGCUUCCCCAGAGGACUUGAAAGGCCCUCCCGUAACCAGCCACACCAAAUUCUGCUACGAGAAGCUUCCCUUCUCUUUUUCAACUUCACGUUGGGAAAAUGACUUUCUCUUCAGCAUCUCAAUUUCCCCUAAAUUUUGGCAAGUGAAGAGACAUCAUUUUGGUUAUCCAGUAGGACAGAAGGCGGAGUCCCGCACUGUCCACUGUACACUUUGAUUCCACGCGGGUUGCUUUGUGUAUGACUUAUUUGCUAAGAAGAGGCACGUUGGGGAGCCGCUCCACAGACCAGCCCACGGGCAGGUCCUAGCCGGCGAGCGAGCUCCGCGCCUCCCACCUUCAACGCCGGGGAUGAAGUCCUGCAAGCCCAGCAACCCGGCGGCGGCAGCGCGCGCCGCGGCCCCGUGCGCGGGCGGCUCCGAAUGCGCGGGCACGUGCCCCGGGGCCGGACGGCUGGAGAGCGCGGCGCGCAGGCGUCUAGCGGCCAACGCGCGCGAGCGCCGCCGCAUGCAGGGGCUCAACACGGCCUUCGACCGCCUGCGCAGGGUGGUCCCCCAGUGGGGCCAGGAUAAAAAGCUGUCCAAGUACGAGACUCUGCAGAUGGCGCUGAGCUACAUCAUGGCUCUGACUCGCAUCCUGGCCGAGGCCGAGCGAUUCGGCUCGGAGCGGGACUGGGUCAGUCUCCACUGUGAGCACUUCGGCCGAGACCACUAUCGUCCAUUCGCGGGCGCGAAGCUGCCAGCAGAGAGCGAGCCCUACGGCCAGAGGCUCUUCGGCUUCCAGCCCGAGCCCUUCCAGAUGGCCAGUUAGGGCGCGCGACCCCGCCGCGGUGAGAGGCCCAGCGGUCGCGCUCCCGAGCCGCAGCCCUCCUCCAAGAUACAACAGGGGCGUGUGGUGGCCUAGGAUCAUUCUUAGAGUAAAAUUAGCGAACUUUCAGGUUACUUUUACUCGCAGCACCAAGUCCUACGGACGAACGAUUUUAUUGCCUUUCUUUUUUCCUCCUUAUCAGUGUGUUGUAGAUGUCAUGGAUGGAUAUUGUGAUGGUUUGGGUUGCUGUGCAAAUAAUGCCCCCUCUCCCCUUUCUGGACUACUUUGAGGGAAAACAAUCUUAAGAAAAAAUAGGAUUAGGCUAUACUGCUGUUUUAGUCCUCAAAGAAAUAAUGACUUUCUUAAACUUUGUAAGUUUGUCCUGUUCGGGUGAAGUUACAGUAUCCAUUACUUGUGUUUACUUAAAACAGAGCUAUCUUCCUGUCGUGUAAUUGCAUUUAUGCUUAGUGCAUUGUUUGUGCAUGCAUGAGGUAGUGAGACUUUUUUUUUUGGUAGAGUACGUGGGCAUGAGUGCUCUGUGUUUUUAAAAACUGUGUAUACAUUAUUAAAAUACAGAUUUUGUAAAAUAUAAGUAAAAACGUCGGUUUGUUUUCCAUGGGAAGUGCCCUACUAGUUUCCUGAUGGCACUAAAGGCCUCUUUGCGGUGGGGACACUGAGUGCCCACCUGAGGAAAGAUGUGGAGUGUUUCUGUCUAAUCCCACUGGUUGGCAAAUGUGCUAGUUUGUAAUACUUGGUCCAAAAAGACAAGCUGAUGAAAGUCCGAGUAAUUAAUUUGAAAGUUUUCUCUAACAAUUUGGAAAUAUAAAUAUAUUUUUCAUGUUUUUUAAAAAAGAUUAAUUAAUUGAAAUAUUUAGUUUUUAAAUAAGUAGAUAUACAGUUCCUCAAUAUUUUAUUUUCCUUAUUAAGCCAAUUAGUAACUACUGAUUCCUUACAAAUAUAUAUAUUUGUUCCUCUGUAGGAAACAGACAUUGAGAGAAAUAAUAAAUGUUGCUUUUGGAAGUGAUUUCCUUUUAAUCGGUACAAGUUGAACAAUGAGAGGUUCACUACCAUCAAGGCCAAUCAAGAUGGGAGCAAAAUAAUACACAUGCUCUGAGAAGGUGCUGUAGUCCAGCAGACAGCGCAGCUCUAGAGUGACCAUGCUUGGACCCCUUUCUGGCCAUACUCCACUUUGCGGUGUCCACCUGGGCUGAUGGCAAGGCUCAGGGCAUCUGCCUUCCUCGCUCUUUGGGCACAAUAGUCUCCUGAUCUAGAAUUAAAAUGCUCAUUAAUAAUCCCAGUAAGCUUGUAGAGUUUGAGAGUGAAUAAAAUUAAUGCUAAAAAAAAUGUCUUGUGUUAAUCAGAGAAGGUCUCAAAGAUGUGUUGAUUAUUAGUCCUUUUUCAAGCAGGGCUCACAUCCUCCUCUCUGGAUGGUAGAUACCUUGUAAAAGAGAACUGUGGUUUUCAUUUUACCUCUAUGGCUUUUACUACAGAGGUUUAGACAGAAUAAACAGUCAAUAAAUAUUUCGUUUUUGGUUAUUAACAGCAGUUUCUUGAUGAAAUUGAACAAUUGAAUUAAAAUGAUGGGAUUCUAAUCUCACGCCUCUCCUUUCCCCUCCCCCACUCCUUCAAAAGAAUGGGAUUCUGUUAAAUAUGAUGCCUUUAGCUGCCUGUUUCUGUGUUUUGGAAAUCUCUGGAAGCACCUUAGCUCUUACCAAAUCCCUAUGCUUUCCACCCUACUCAAUGUACCAUUUUUUCCUAGAAGACAUUUGAAGGAAAUGUAAAUCAGUCGCAGUGACCAAAUCCAAUCUUUCAUAAACCUCCUCAAACUGUGUGUUGGGAAAUCCAUCACGGUUUAUGGAUUAGGAGCUUGCAUAAAGCAAGUGUAAAAGCUUUUUGAAGUUAAGAUUCAUUUUUUUUUUUUUUUUGAG
Messenger RNA from Equus caballus (horse), 3064 nucleotides. The record is from RefSeq and is a predicted model, not a curated record. Lineage: Eukaryota; Metazoa; Chordata; Mammalia; Perissodactyla; Equidae.